Gekko japonicus is the source of this 763-nucleotide messenger RNA. RefSeq names its product family with sequence similarity 102 member B (gene EEIG2). The coding region runs from base 1 to 732 and encodes 243 amino acids. NCBI's taxonomy places the organism in Eukaryota, Metazoa, Chordata, Lepidosauria, Squamata, Gekkonidae. The record is from RefSeq and is a predicted model, not a curated record. The transcript is spliced from 7 exons.
AUGCAGUCCAUCUGCAUGUGGGAUGUUGGUGCACAGAGCCUCAACAUCCAUAGUUACGAGGAUGGUGUUGUCGGGGAGGUUGUCAAUGGACUGUAUUUUCCUGAGAAAGUCAAUAGUGUUUCGCCUCCAUCCACAGCCAUGUCUAUAUCGCUUGCUGGAGAACCAGAAUUCCUACAUGAAGACAGGAAAGGUGGAGAGAACAUAAAAGCAUCCCAUCUAAGUGCAUCAGAUCUUGCAACAAAAAGUACUUCUAUCCCAGAUGAACUUGGAGCAUGUGGACAUUCUAGGACAUCCAGCUAUGCAAGCCAGCAGUCAAAAGUGUCAGGUUACAGCACCUGCCAUUCCAGAUCAUCUAGCAUCUCUGAUCUCUGCCAUAAGAGAAAUACCUCUGCAGGAAGUACAUCAACAGGUAUAGGCAGUAUUCUAGAACCCUGUGAAGAGAAUGAGUCCAAAAAAAAUGAGGAAGAUGCAGCCUCAGAAAAAACCAACAGGCAUCCAGUAAAACAGGAUUCUGUAGAGUCACAGCUGAAAAGGGUUGAUGCUACCAGAGUCGAUGCAGAUGAUGUCGUUGAAAAAAUACUGCAGAGUCAAGACUUCAGUUUGGACUCAAGUGCAGAAGAGGAAGGGCUAAGACUCUUUGUGGGUCCUGGAGGGAGUACUGCCUUUGGAAGCCAUCACUUACCUAAUAGAGUGGGAUCUGGAGCAUAUGAACAAGUAGUGAUUAAACGCUAGAAGAACUAGACUAAAAUGACACAGUAAUCUU